Molecule: messenger RNA, 3887 nt
Organism: Salvelinus namaycush (lake trout)
Lineage: Eukaryota; Metazoa; Chordata; Actinopteri; Salmoniformes; Salmonidae
Product: gastrula zinc finger protein XlCGF57.1-like
Exons: 4
Coding region: 22-1899 (625 amino acids)
Biological process (GO): regulation of transcription by RNA polymerase II
Molecular function (GO): RNA polymerase II cis-regulatory region sequence-specific DNA binding; DNA-binding transcription factor activity
Source: RefSeq, a predicted model, not a curated record
CUGAUUGGUCAGUUUACACCCAUGCCAAGGAAGUGCAAACAGAGUUCUUCCGGUCACUGUGUUUGGUUUGAAUCGAAGAAGAAUGCCAGUAAGGAGGAUAUUAGAGGCACUUUAGUCAACAAGAUGAAGAUCAAACAACGUUCAAAAACUAAACUACUGCACAAAAAAACCAUGGGGACUAAACGCCAUGGAAACCUGGGUAUAACACAAACAGAACAUGACCCACAGUCAGGUGAUGACUCCACCGGCAGAGAUGAAUCAGAUUGUACUCAAGCACUCUCAAAGAGCACCAGCUCAAAUCAUCAUUCAGAUUCUAGUCCACUCCACAAGGAUCCUGUGGUAGUGCUAACCAGGUUGGCUGAGGUGGUGGUUAAGACACUUCUGAGAGAUAUUAAAGUGUGUUUGGUGAAGGAGGAGACGGAUGUCAGGAGGGAUGAAGACAACCAUGGAGGUUCUCCUCAGUUCUUUCCUUGUCCACACUGCACCAUCUCCUUUACUGACUGUUACUUCCUGGAGAACCACAUCAAGACCAAACACCAGAAGCAGUACCUGGCCAUGUUGAAAAGCCAAGUCUCAAAGAGUAAAAGAGUGUACGGCCCCACACACAGCUGUCCCCACUGUAGCUGCAUGUUCCAUACACCACGACAGCUAGACAUCCACACCCGCCAGGCCCACCCCUCUGCCCGUCCCCAGAAACCUGCCCCUCCCCGGAGAACUGGCCGUCCCCACAGGGUUCAGGAGAAAUUCCACACCUGCCCACAGUGUUCCCGCAGAUUCAAGUACCUGGGCAGCCUGCUGAAGCACUGCAAGAGUUUGCACAAAAUGGCCGUUGUUCUCACCAAUGGACACAUCAGUUGCGCAGACUGUGAGAAGAGCUUCGAGAAUUGCUGGGGCCUGGGGCCUCACCGGUGUCAUGAACCAGAGGGCAAUAAACCUAAGUACGCUAAACAGAUGGUCAUUAAGGAAGUCGGCUUCCAAUGCUUAGAUUGUGGCAAGAUCCUCACUACUCCUACAAGCCUGAACACUCACAUGCGCAUCCACACUGGAGAAAAGCCUUAUGUCUGCAAGGAGUGCGGCAAGCGCUUCUCAGGUACAGGCGCUUACCGUUAUCACUUGUUAAUACACAAUGGGGUCAAGCCAUUCAAAUGUCAGGACUGCGGGAAGGAUUUUAAACAGAAGUACCUCCUCAGGAAGCACAUGACUGUUCACUCUGGUGAGAGGAAGUACUCCUGCUCCCAAUGCGACAGGCAGUUUGCAUACAGGGAGAGUCUGAAGCUUCACCUGCGCACACACUCCGGGGCGAGACCUUUCAAAUGUACUGUGUGUGGUAAAGACUUUGCUGACAAAGGUUAUUUGAAGAUGCAUCUGAAGAUCCACAACAACCAGAAAAACUACCAUUGUGGGGUUUGUGGGCAGAAGUUCAUAAGGAUUGGGGUGCUGAACGUACACCUGCGCUCACACACCGGUGAGAGGCCUUACCACUGCACAGUGUGUGACAAGCAAUUUGCCCGACUCGACCACCUGAAGAACCACCAGCGCACUCACACAGGUGAGAAACCAUACACCUGUACCGAGUGCGGUAAAAGCUUCACUCAGUCUGGAGAUCUGACCAAACACAAGCGCCUCCACACUGGGGAGAGGCCAUUUGAAUGUUCUGAAUGCCACAAACGCUUUAUCUGCUCUGCUUCUCUGACCCUGCACAUGAGGACCCACACUCACCGUGACGUAAAGCCAUACUCCUGCCAAGAGUGUGGGAAGAGCUUUUAUGAACAGAGUCAUGUGAACGGCCACAUGAAAAUCCACAAGGGGAAACGUUAUUCCUGCCCCCACUGCUUUAUCAGCUUUGCUCGCAAGUCCAACCUCUCCAAACACCUGCUUAGACGUCAUAAACCUAAAUGAUAAUGAUGUAUAUUAACAUAACACCUUUUAUGAAACUCCGUUACUCUUAUGAAUUAAAUGGAGGGGAGUCUGAUCUCUUUAGUCAGUGAUCGAUGUGUGACAACAAAUUCUAACUAAAUUUUGCCCCCCUGUUUAUGAUAACUUCACAAUGUUUUAUCAAUCCUCCAUUUGGGUCACAGUGAGCUCCGUGUAUUGGGACAGUGACACGUUUUGUUUCUCCUGCAGCACUUUGGAUUUGAAAUGAUACAAUGACUGAGGUGAAAGGGCAGACUCAGCUUUAAUUUGAGGGUAUUUUCAUCCAUAUCAGGUGAACCGCUUAGAAAGAACAGGACUUUUUGUACAUAUCCCCCCAUUUUUAAGGGAAACGUUAAAUUAUUUGGUCCCAUAUUCCUAGCACGCAAUGCUUACAUUAGGCUUGUGACUGGAUGCGUUUGCUGUUUAUUUUGGUUUGUCAGAGUAUUUUGUGCUCAAUAGAAAUUCAUGGUAAAUAAUGUAUUGUCACUUUUAUUAUAAAUUAGAAUAGUGUAUGUGUUCUAUAUUAGUGGCUACCAUGAUUACGGAUACAACUGAAUGAAUUGUGAUUAAUGAGUGAGAACGUUAGAGGCAUAAAUAUCAUACCCCCUCAAAAUGUUAACCUCCCGUUAUUGUAAUGGUAAGAUGUUAGCAUGUCUUGGGGGUAUGAUAUUUGUGCGUCUGUACUCUAGCUUUCUCACUCAUUAUUCAGGACUAUCCGUAAUCAUUGUAGCAUCCAACAAGUUUGUAGAGUAACAAUCUUGUUGUAAUCAAUAUGUGCUAGGACAACAGGACCAAAUACUACACUUUUGACUACUUUUACUACACAAAAGGAAUUUGUACCAAUUCUUUUAGCCCCCCCUAUUUUAGGGGACUAUGUUCAAAAAGUGGUGUAAUUUCUAAACAGUUCAUAUGGAUAAAAAUACUAAUUAAAGCUGACAGUCUACACUUUAACCUAAUAAUCAUUGUAUCAUUUCAAAAACAAAGUGCUGUAGGUACAGAGCCAAAAGACCAAAACAAAAAUUCACUGUCCCAAUACUUUUGGAGCUCAGUGUACAUUAGGUUGUUACUUUUAUUGCUCUCUUGUUUUAUGGAUGUUUGUUUAACCAGUUCAAUGUAAUCUACAUAAUCCCCAAAAGUAAUUAUCACGAGGGCCAUAAAUGAUAACUAGUAAUGUUGCAUACUCAAAGAAAGGUAAAAAAAAAUAUCACUUCUGGUAUAAAAAAAAAGUUAUAGAUUGCUGAGGUGGACACUAGCUCAAGUACACACAGUACAAAUAUGAUACAAUUCUGAAAUGUUAUGUAUUUCCUAUUUGACAAAAUUGUAUGAAUAGGGCUUUGAAAUGACUAUUCUUUCUAAAUAUUGCUUAAAUUAUAAAAUGACACUAAGAUUUCAUCUUCCUUAUAACUGUAAAUUACAUAUUUGUUUAGUGUUAGAGAAUUCAUAUUUUCUGGAGGUUUCGCUUGUUCAUAAUGUCUGACCCCCAUCGCUGUGAACAUCUCAUAGAGCUCUAGCUUGACUAUAUUCACUUUUUAGGAACACUCCUUUCAUCUCAUGUUAAUUCAGAUUUUAAACAAAAAAGAUGUUUAGAUUAUUGGCUAUAAAUCAAUCUCUGAAUGUGCUACUGUAAUGAAACCACUGUCCUGCUGCGCUAUGAUGUAAGGAUGGCAGGCAUGUGCUUUGUCAGUAGCUGUGAUAUAGGGUUCAGCCAGGAGUUGGACAGUCGGAAGAGCGAUUGAAAUGGUAGAAGGGACAUCCCAGCUGCAAGUGGUGUAAGAUUUCACAUCCUAUGUCACGCAGGGUCGGAGCUGGUACCAGAACCACACAGGUCCCCAAACAAGGGACCUUAUGUCUAAGAGGUUAUAAACACCAAUUUAAAAAAAUAUAUAUAUUUGCUCUGUAUAAAAAUAAAUAAGGUAUGUACAGAAGAUGGUUUCAUGAAUGAUUGACCUGUGGAUCAGUAAGUGAUAAUAAAU